GUAGUAUAUCUGUACGCUCGUUGCCUUCCCUUAUCUCCCCCGUGCACGCGCGCGCCGUCUCCCACGACCCCGUCCGUCCCGGCUGGCUACGUACCCGGCGGCCCGUCCUCGAGGGCCGGGAUGGCGGACGCGUCCUCCCCGCCGGCGCCGGCGCCCCUCGGCGCGGAGGACCUCGCGGACGCGCGCCUCGCGCCGUGGCCAGCCUCCCCGUGGCCGGCGCCCCGCCGGGACGGCGGCGGUGGGCGGAUGAACCCCCUGUUCACCAUACUUCCCGUCUCUGCGCUGGCGAUAGGCCUCGUGCUGCUCGUCGCCGUGGCCGUCAUCCUGGUGGCGACCCGCCGGGCGAGGCCGCGGAAGGUGGACGCCGGCGGCAGCUGCAACGGCGACGGCAAGCCGGGCGCGCCCACGUCCAGCUGCAGCAGCCACAACACCAGGUGCGGCUACGCCGCCGCCGCCGGCGUCGGGUGCAUCUACGCCGGCCGGCUGGGGUUCUCGGCGCCGCCGCCACCGCGGAGCCGGGGCGCGCAGGUGUUCACGUACCGGGAGCUGGAGCGCGCGACGGACGGGUUCAGCGAGGGCAACGUGGUGGGGCGGGGCGCCUCCGGCGCCGUCUUCCGCGGCCGGCUCGCCGACGGCACCCCCGCCGCCAUCAAGCGGCUGCGGCUAGACCACCGGCGGCAGGGCGAGCGCGAGUUCCGCAUCGAGGUGGACCUGCUGAGCCGGAUGGACUCGCCGUACCUGGUGGGGCUGCUGGGCUACUGCGCCGAUCAGAGCCACCGGCUGCUGGUGUUCGAGUUCAUGCCCAACGGCAGCCUCAGGAGCCACCUCCACCCCUCGGCCUCCGGCGGCGGCGGCGCGCGGCAGCCGCUGGACUGGGCGACGCGGCUGGGCAUCGCGCUGGACUGCGCGCGCGCGCUCGAGUUCCUGCACGAGCACAGCAGCCCCGCCGUGAUCCACCGCGACUUCAACUGCAGCAACGUCCUGCUCGACCGCAACCUCCGCGCCCGCGUCUCCGACUUCGGCAUGGCCAAGCUCGGCUCCAACAAGGCCGACGGCCAGGUCGUCACCCGCGUGCUCGGCACCACCGGCUACCUCGCGCCGGAGUACGCGUCCACGGGGAAGCUGACGACCAAGUCGGACGUGUACAGCUACGGGGUCGUGCUCCUGGAGCUGCUCACCGGCCGGGUGCCGGUCGACACGCGGCGCCCGCCCGGGCAGCACGUCCUCGUCUCAUGGGCACUUCCACGGCUCACGAACCGGCAGAAGCUCGUGCAGAUGGUGGACCCUGCCCUGCAAGGCCAGUUCGCCCUCAAGGAUCUCGUCCAGGUGGCCGCCAUCGCCGCGAUGUGCGUCCAGACGAAGGCGGAGUACCGGCCGCUGAUGACGGACGUGGUGCAGUCGCUGAUCCCCAUCGCCAAGCCCACCCCGGCCAUGUCCUGCUCCUCCACGCCGAUCAGGGCGGCCCUGGAGCACGUCAUCUUCAUGGGCUCAUCCCACUGCGGCAGCAAGACCUCCUCCUAGUCCUGGCUGGCUGGUAUAGUGGCAUACAUUCACGGCUGUGGUCGGCCGUCGACGAAGCGCGGUACAGGGUCCUCGUUCCUUGAUUGAUGACUUGAUGUAUAGAGCUCUCUCCUCUUCUUCAGGUGGAAGCGUCAGGGUGUAUUGUUUUUCGUACGAGCUA
Molecule: messenger RNA, 1681 nt
Organism: Panicum hallii
Lineage: Eukaryota; Viridiplantae; Streptophyta; Magnoliopsida; Poales; Poaceae
Product: probable serine/threonine-protein kinase PBL7
Exons: 5
Coding region: 121-1521 (466 amino acids)
Biological process (GO): protein phosphorylation
Molecular function (GO): ATP binding; protein kinase activity
Source: RefSeq, a predicted model, not a curated record